Molecule: messenger RNA, 2841 nt
Organism: Necator americanus (New World hookworm)
Lineage: Eukaryota; Metazoa; Nematoda; Chromadorea; Rhabditida; Ancylostomatidae
Exons: 1
Coding region: 1-2841 (946 amino acids)
Molecular function (GO): catalytic activity
Source: RefSeq, a predicted model, not a curated record
AUGGCGAUCUGUACUUAUAACGCACGUACGCUUGCAUCGGAAGCGGCCAUCGAAGAUCUGAUGAUGCAAGCCAAGAAGAUCAAGUACGACGUCAUCGGACUGACCGAGACGAGACGACGUCACCCUCUCAACGCCGUAUAUGAAACUGGAGAAGAACUGUUCUUAGGAACAUGCGACAGUAGAGGUGUUGGUGGAGUUGGCGUCCUCGUCAACACGAGUAUGGCAAAGAACAUCGACUCUUUUGAACAACUUACGACCCGAAUCGGACGUCUGCGGAUGAGAAGAUGUGGCCCAAUACCAGCUUUGACUAUCUUCGUCGUUUACGCUCCAACAUCAAGCUACGAAGAAGAAGAAGUCGAAGCUUUCUAUAUGGACCUGGAGAAGUUCUACCAAGAAGAUCAUGCCUUCUACAAGGUCAUAGUUGGCGACUUCAACGCUAAGGUUGGCCCAAGAAGAACGCCGGAGGAACUUCACAUCGGGACCCACGGCCUACAAUGGAAUGACCAGGGAGAGAGGCUCGCCGAGUUCAUCAUGACGACUAAGACCAUCCAUGGGAACUCGCAAUUUCUGAAGCCCUCUUCUUUACGCUGGACGUGGGAGUCACCCGGUGGAGGGUACCGUAAUGAAAUAGACCACAUCAUCGUCAAUAAAAGGUUCUGCCUGACGGACGUCGGUGUUGUACCAAAGUUCUAUACGGGAUCGGACCAUCGCCUCCUCCGAGGAAGAUUUUCCUUCACAAGGAGAGCAGAGAAAGCCGCCAAGUUCAGAGAGAGAAAUCCCAGGACUACCAUCAACUGGGAUCUCUUCGCUACGCUGGCCGGCUUUUGGGAAGAUUCUGCAAUGGACAACAUCGACGAGGAAUAUGACCGGCUUGUCGAACACCUUCACGACUGCGCGAAGAAGGCUGAGAGUUUUAAAACCACCAGGAGGCGCCUGUCUCUUGAAACUCUUGAGCUGAUACGCCAGCGUGGAGCAGCACGAGCCGCAGGGAACCAAGAACUCACGUCCGAGCUCGCAAGGCUUUGCCGAGAGGCGAUAAAGGAAGACCUUAAAGAGAGAAGAGCAGAAGUGCUGGCUGAAGCUGCAGAGGCGGGGAAAAGCAUCCGCUAUGCCCGUCGAGACUUCGCCAGUCGCAAGACGAGGAUGACUGCUCUCCGGAACCCAAAGGGAACAGCCAUUGCAUCGAGAAGGGGGAUGGAGAAAAUCAUCUACGACUUCUACUCUGAUCUCUUCGACAGCCAUGUCCACUUGCCUCCUCACCAUCUGAGGGAAGAUGGACAAGUCAUUCCAGAGGUUCUCCCGUCCGAAAUACGACAUGCUAUCAUGUCGGUAAGAAAUCGUACGGCACCCGGUCCCGACAGAAUAAGACCAGAACACCUGAAGAGCCUUCCGCCAGUACUCAUCAACACCCUGGCGAGGCUCUUUACACGUUAUCUGUCGGAAUGCAAGGUUCCUAAACAGUGGAAGACCAGCAAGACCGUGUUGUUGUAUAAAAAGGGAGAUCCACAUGACAUCGGCAACUAUCGCCCAAUCUGCCUACUGUCCGUCAUCUACAAGCUCUUUACAAGAGUAAUCCUUAAUAGGAUUGAAAAAGUCUUGGAUGAAGGACAGCCAUGCGAGCAAGCAGGGUUUCGAAAAGGAUUCAGCACGAUUGACCACAUUCACACUGUUUCGAAACUCAUCGAGGUAUCACGAGAGUACAAGAUGCCGCUCUGUCUCACCUUCAUCGACUUAAAGAAGGCUUUCGACUCGGUUGAGACGGAAGCGGUCGUGGAAGCCUUGGACAACCAAGGCGUCCCUACUCAGUAUAUUAAGGUACUUCGAGAGUUGUACAGUAACUUCACGACCGGAAUUUCGCCAUUCUACAAGAACAUCAUCAUUGACAUGAAGAGGGGGGUCCGACAGGGUGAUACAAUUUCACCCAAAAUAUUCACAGCCACCCUCGAGAACGCAAUGCGAAAGUUGGAAUGGGACGACAUGGGAGUGAAGGUUGAUGGUCGGCAGCUACACCAUUUGCGCUUUGCUGAUGACAUCGUACUGGUAACACCUAGCAUCAGCCAAGCGGAACGAAUGCUGACCGAAUUCGACGAAACAUGUGGAUGCAUCGGUCUUCAGCUGAAUCUACAAAAGACGAUGUUCAUGCGGAACGGAUGGGUCUCGGAUGCCCCAUUCACGCUCAACGGAACGAACAUAUCCGAAUGCACCAGCUACGUUUAUCUGGGUCGGGAACUGAACAUGAUGAACGACCUGACCCCCGAGCUGGGCAGGAGGAGACGAGCGGCUUGGGGAGCGUACAAGAGCAUCGAGGAUGUAGUGAAGAAGACCAGGAACACCCGGCUCCGUGCUCACCUCUUCAACACCACCGUACUUCCUGCUUUGACCUAUGCUUCGGAAACCUGGGCAUUUCGCAAGCAGGAAGAAAACGCGGUGAGCGUCAUUGAACGCGCAAUUGAGAGAGUGAUGCUAGGAGUAUCCCGUUUCACGCAAGUGAGGGACGGGAUUCGAAGUUCUCUCCUACGUCAGCGAUCGAAGAUUAGAGACGCCGCCGCGUUUGCCAAGGAAAGUAAAAUAAGGUGGGCCGGACACGUGAUGCGCUUUGAUGACAACCGUUGGACCAGAGCCGUGAGCGACUGGGUUCCCCGCGAUAUUAAGCGCACUACAGGAAGACCGCCGACCCGAUGGUCAGAUUUCUUCACGAAGUCCUUGAAAGAAAAAUAUGAUGCUCUUCGUGUCCCACGCGAAAGGAGGAACCACUGGGCUACUCUGGCACGCGAUCGGGACAAAUGGAAGAAUUACUGGCGCCCGCUCGACCAGUUCGAAGAUCAACGGGAGUCAAGGUGA